GUCUGAAAUAUCUGUUUUUGGCUACUUCUGGAACCUUCUUCAGAAUUCUCAAAUAAUCAAAACCAACCCAAGUAUAAAUCCCAAUCCACCGCUUUCCACCAUCCAUACACGUAUACACAGCAAACCAAUCGUUCUGAUUCUACUAGAUCAUCAUCAUCAUCAUCAACUUCAAGCUUUGAUCUUCCGAUCAGGAAACUUCAAGCUUUGAGCUUUCUUAAACUCAGUAGCAGAAGCUAAAGAAAGUAAGGAUCGAGAGAAAGAAAUGGGAGUGGAUUACUAUAAGAUACUCAACGUUGAUAGGAAUGCUAGCGAUGACGACUUGAAGAAAGCUUAUAGGAAACUUGCCAUGAAAUGGCACCCUGAUAAGAACCCAAAUAACAAGAAGGAAGCGGAAGCCAAAUUCAAGCAAAUCUCUGAAGCUUAUGAGGUUCUGAGUGAUCCCCAGAAAAAAGCGGUGUAUGAUCAGUACGGUGAAGAGGGGCUUAAGGGUCAAAUGCCACCCCCAGACGCCGGAGGACCCGGUGGAGCCACGUUCUUCUCGACCGGUGAUGGGCCGACAACGUUUCAAUUCAAUCCUCGAAAUGCAGACGACAUUUUUGCCGAGUUUUUCGGGUCCUCGGGACCCUUCGGAGGCUUGGGAGGGAUGGGUGGUGGAGGAGGGAUGAGGGGUUCAAGGUUUUCAAGUGGGAUUUUCAGGGAUGACAUGUUUGGGUCCUUUGGGGAAGGAGGUGGAGGUGGUUCCAUGAACCAUGGUGCUCCUAGGAAAGCUUCUCCGAUUGAGAAUAGGCUGCCUUGUAGCCUUGAAGACCUGUACAAGGGGACUACAAAGAAGAUGAAGAUCUCCAGAGAUAUCGUUGAUAUUAGCGGGAAGACGAUGCAAGUAGAAGAGAUACUAACCAUAGAUGUAAAACCUGGAUGGAAGAAGGGAACAAAGAUCACUUUUCCUGAGAAAGGAAACGAACAGCCAAACAUUGUUCCAGCUGAUCUUGUUUUCAUAAUCGAUGAGAAGCCUCAUAGUGUGUUCACUCGCGAUGGAAAUGACUUGCUUGUCACACAGAAGAUAUCUUUAGCUGAGGCCUUGACUGGUUACACAGUUCAUCUAACAACCUUGGACGGAAGAAAUUUGACCAUUCCAAUCAAUAAUGUGAUUCAUCCAACUUAUGAGGAGGUUGUUCCAAGGGAAGGAAUGCCAAUGCCAAAAGAACCAACAAAGAAAGGGAACUUGAGAAUCAAAUUCAACAUUAGGUUCCCAGCAAGGUUGUCAGCAGAUCAGAAGGCUGGAAUCAAAAAACUUCUGAGUUGAGAUAGAUUAUAUGAUAAGAAAUAUGCUUCAAGAGAGAGCAUUUGUGAAUACAUAGGCUUCUAUUUUGUAACCUAUUAUUUUUUUUCUUCGCUUUUCUUGUAUUCAUUUGUAACUUGUUAUACGAGUUUUUAAGCUUAAAAAAAAUUAGUUCCGAGAAA
This is a messenger RNA of Humulus lupulus (European hop), 1461 nucleotides long. RefSeq lists its product as uncharacterized. Lineage: Eukaryota; Viridiplantae; Streptophyta; Magnoliopsida; Rosales; Cannabaceae. Gene Ontology annotation, cellular component: cytosol. The transcript is spliced from 3 exons. Gene Ontology annotation, molecular function: protein-folding chaperone binding. The record is from RefSeq and is a predicted model, not a curated record. The coding region runs from base 263 to 1303 and encodes 346 amino acids.